AUGAACAACCUGCCAUUGUCGAACGAUGAGCGUCACUAUCGGAAUCACCUUUGGCGUGAGAAAAUGCAGCAACAACAGCAGCAGCAACGGUACAUCCCUUCACGAGAGGUCCCAGAUGAGCGCGUCUGUACCGUAAGCGAUGAUACCACUCGUUUCCACCAACGGCCAACGACGGCCAACAGUCCCGAACAUCCCAGACCCAGUCAAGGUCGAGGUCGGCCCCGUCGAGAACAUCCCGCCUUUCGGAUAUCCCAUCCCGUCGGUGAUGGCGUCGAAACCGAUGGCGACAUCGACGAUACGCUGUCAGAGUUUGCUGUCGGUUGUUACACGCCACGCCGUACCCGAGCAUCAACGAUGCGUCCAUCGACGUGGAAAAAAUUGAACCAAUGGCUUGACGCACACCAGCAAGAGCUGCAGAACGAGGGAAUGGGAAAGGGGCGAAGCAUGAGCGAGCUACGUUCUUUUGCUGAGUACAACUCAGAGGAAGAGGAAGGGGAGCACGAACAAUCGAAGGGCGAUACACCGGAGCAGGAAAAACAAAACGAUUUAACACACGAAUCGGAGCAUAUUCACAAAGAACCAAGGACGGAUGGUCAGCCGAUGGUGGCGACAGAGGUGAAAGAAGAAGACGCAUCGCCCAAAAAUAGAUCCAUCGGUAUUGGAUACCAGUUUCUGAAGAAUCUUAUGAUGUUGUUGCUGUAUAGCAUCGAAACAGUAGCACCAGUAACGUACCCAUUCGUACUAUGGCUCAAGGAUCAUAUGAGGAGUGCCAUCCUGUACCUUUGGGAGCGUUUCUUUCAACCGUUCUCACUGUCUGGUUUUCGAGCACGAGAAAAUUCCUUUUCAAUGCUCAUCAUGCUAUUGAUGGUUCCUGUGAUCGCUCUGCUGGGCAUUGCGUACUGUAUCCUUUGCAUACUUUAUUGGAUGCAUCGUUUGUUCCUGAUCGAACCCUGA
Molecule: messenger RNA, 954 nt
Organism: Anopheles maculipalpis
Lineage: Eukaryota; Metazoa; Arthropoda; Insecta; Diptera; Culicidae
Exons: 1
Coding region: 1-954 (317 amino acids)
Source: RefSeq, a predicted model, not a curated record